Molecule: messenger RNA, 1637 nt
Organism: Clunio marinus
Lineage: Eukaryota; Metazoa; Arthropoda; Insecta; Diptera; Chironomidae
Source: the annotation of a GenBank genome assembly
AAGUGAGCAAAAAAUCUCAACUUUUUACUCUUUUCAAAAUAUUAGGUAAAAAUAAAAGUUUAGAUGGGGAAGAACUGAGAAAAUGGGGACAAAUAUAUCUCAACUUGAACGAGACAUUGGAUCUGACUUUCCAGCAAAUGAACACUACUUUGGAUUAGUUAAUUUUGGGAAUACAUGCUACAGCAAUUCAGUGUUACAGGCAUUAUAUUUCUGUAAACCUUUUCGAGAAAAAGUCUUGGAAUAUAAGCUUAAAAACAAAAGAAACAAGGAAACACUUUUAACAUGUCUCGCCGAUUUAUUCUAUUCAAUUGCAACUCAAAAGAAAAAAGUAGGCUCUAUUGCUCCGAAAAAGUUCAUAGCGCGACUUAGAAAGGAGAAAGAGGAAUUUGAUAAUUACAUGCAACAAGAUGCACACGAAUUUCUUAAUUUUCUCAUUAAUCAUAUUAAUGAAAUAAUUCUAGCUGAAAGGAAUCAAGGUAAAACAAAACCGACAACAAAUGGUGUUAUUCUUGGAGAGAAUGAAACUAAUAACAACAGCAGCACUUCAACUUCUGAGCCGACAUGGGUACACGAGAUUUUUCAAGGUGUUCUUACCAGUGAAACGCGAUGCUUAAAUUGUGAAACAAUCAGUAGCAAAGAUGAAAACUUUUUUGAUCUCCAAGUGGAUGUCGAUCAAAACACAUCAAUAACGCAUUGCCUCAGAUGCUUCAGCAACACUGAAACCCUCUGUAGUGAUAAUAAAUUUAAGUGUGAUAACUGCUGUUCGUAUCAAGAGGCUCAGAAACGAAUGCGAGUCAAGAAACUUCCGAUGAUCCUUGCACUGCAAUUAAAACGUUUCAAGUACAUGGAGCAAUAUAACCGUCAUAUUAAAGUAUCGCAUCGUGUCGUAUUUCCACUCGAAUUGAGAUUGUUUAAUACUUCUGAUGAUGCUGUGAACCCCGAUCGCAUGUACGACUUAAUGGCUGUUGUUAUUCAUUGUGGUUCAAAUACCAAUCGAGGUCACUAUAUAAGUAUUGUCAAAUCCCAUGGGUUUUGGCUUUUGUUUGAUGAUGACAUGGUCGACAAAAUCGAUGCUUCAACUAUUGAAGAUUUCUACGGACUUACUAGCGACAUCCAGAAAUCGUCAGAAACUGGCUACUUGUUGUUUUAUCAAUCAAGAGAUGCAGAAAAAUGAUUGAAUUUAAAAUAUGCCAUGAUUUGUAUCAAUUUUAAUUUAUUCUUAUUUUUUCUUUAGAUGCAUUAUUGCAGCUAAAAUGAAGAUCAAAAUGUCAAAUUCACAUAAUAGAUUAUGAUUGUAAAUUGAAACAUGAUAUCAAAUUUUAAAAUUGUGUGCUGUUAUCAGUUGAGAAUGGCAAAUAAAUAUUUAAUGAUAGAUAAAACUCCAUCUGAAGUCAAUGUUUAAAGCUUUUCAGGAAAUUUUUCAUGUGAUCAAAACAAGUCUAAAAAUAAAUUAUUUAUAAGAAAAGACAGAAGUCCCUACUUAACAUUCAUAUUUAUUGCUAAGGAGUCGUUGAAACCCCUUGAAUUUCAUGCUCCAUUUGAAGUCUUUACAGAAAUCGUUUUAAAACUUUUUUUCUUUUCGAUUCUGUACAAAUCAAUUCUGUGUAUGCUUCAUGGUGCUUAACGCACCACCCGCU